GCUGUCAACAUAAUACCAACAACGUGUUACACCGACGCCGACAUGCAGCAGCGGUGAUAGCACUCUCAAGGCCAGCAUGGAGGCCUAUCCACCUGAUUAUGUCCAGCACAACCUGCCGCUGGUAUUGCUGUCUGGCUUGGGACAGCUGGACCGCGAUUCGGCCAAGUCGCCUCCUGCCCGACAGGAAUCUGGCGCCCGGAUUUCGACCGAAUCGCCAGAAUGCCAUUCAGAUCAAGCAAAGCGACUUCUGCAAGCGUUCCGAUCGUUAGACGGCACAGACCGUGCCUGGAACUCUUCAGCCCAGCCUGGCCCCACAAGUAGCAUUCGAUUCAAGAUCAAAGCUGUCGGCAGGACUUACAGUCUUCCGCCCCGGAAAGCUGCCCCCUUACCACAGUCACCGGGAGCAGAAGGUCCGCAUGUUGCGAGGAACACCGAAUUGCACUCCCCGUUGUCACCUCUGUCGCCAGGCUCGCCAGUCUUCCCUGAUGGCGUUUUCACGCCUUUGUGGUUGCACAAACAUCAAGAGCAAGUGCCUUGCCUCGUGCUGGCUGCGUUCCAGAUCAGUGCCAACGAGGCUUCGCAGGAUGAGCGCCUGAGAGGAGACAUCAAUGCUAUCCGCAAUGCUCUUACCCGCUCUAUGUUCAAGACCCGCUUUGCAGUAUUGCUCAUUAGCGAUCGAAGUAUUCUCGAAGCGCCGGACCUGGAAGAUCGGCUGGGCAUGAUACGCAGGGCAACAAACUUGGACUCCAAGUCGGGGUUAUUCUUCAUGCCUCCAAUGGGCUCAGAUGCUGAGAUUGAGACUUUCGUUCAUGACAUGAUGAAGGUCUUGCAGCCGCAAUGUGUAGACUAUUACCGAGACUUGACUAAGCAUGCCCGGCGCAAGAAAGCGAGAGGUGGUCCUCCUCCCCUAUCGCACACGCCAGUAGGUGGAGCAUCUCAAGCGACGACCCAAUCUGGUUGGAAUGUGCGAUACGAGUUCAAGCAGGCCGUGUUCGCGGAAUACAGACAGGAAAUGGAUGUAGCUGAGCGACAUUUCGCUGCCGCUCUGGAAGAACUCUUCAGUACUGAGGGCGGUGUCCUCGAGACGACGACAAAUUGGUCCCCAAGAUGGAACGAAGCAAGAUUGUUGUCAGACGUGACUGCUUUGCGAAUCCUUCGAUGUCAAUUGUGGCUGGGGCAAACCACAGGCGCUGUCCAAUCAUGGAUGAGUUAUAAGCACCGCAUGAAAGACCUGAUCGACCUGCGAGGCAAGGGAUCAGGAACGUAUAGCUGGGCUGCUUGGGAGGGUAGAUGGGCUGUCAUCAUGUCACAGUUGAUUCAGCGUGCUGAGGUCCCUUCCUUGCAAAGACCUCCCCCUGAAAGUUCUUCGGAACUAGCAGUGUUUGUCGAACCAGAAAGAGUUGCUUUAGCGACAGAGCGACUACGUCCGUGGGACUUGCUGCAUCAUCCAGGCUACUGGCUCCGGCUUCUUUCUCAAGGCAUUCGAGCUCGAUGGGUAAGGGCUCUGGCUAUUCCAGAUGAGGACCGCUUAUCACCAGGGCAAUCGCCAGCCUCGUCAGUAGCGAAUCGCUGGAAAACGUACGAUGCAUAUCUCGUACCCGACCCUCACGAGGAAAUGUCCGUAUCCGCGGAGGGAGGCCACGAUCAUGUCGCAGAGCUUGGAACUGCUUGCACGCAAGCGUCCAAGGAAUUCGCCGCUCGUCAGCAAUUGCGUAUGAGCGAGCAGAUAAGACUUGAACUUGCCGAAGACUUGAUUUCGGCAGGCCAACCCUCGGAUGCCAUCAAGCUACUGAUGGAAAUAUGGGAAAGCUGCACAUGGCGAGAAGACGAGUGGCACAUCCCAUUUGCACGUCUACUGCGUAUGCUUCUUGACUGUGCACGCCAAGGAGACACGGAGCAAUAUUCCUCGAUGAUACCAGCCGUGACAUGGGAACUCCUUGCUAUUGCAAGCGAUGGUUCAUCGGACACACCGCUGGAUUUGAUGAAUUGCGUGCCCGCGCCGUCCGAGAAUGGCGCUAUCGCAUUGACAAACAGAGACGGAGACAGGCUAUGUCCUUUCGUUGUGUCGUUUGCCUUCGCAACGCAGAGCAGUUAUGUCGGUGAGUCGCAACAAUGUCAGCUGACAUUGAUGCUGAACACUGCCACGACGGCGAAGCCGAUACAGCUCUCGUCCGUCCAUAUUCGACUCGGGAAGAAGCAGGUGCACGUUAAUCACGAGUCUGACAGCACGCAAAGCUCGACAGCACCGGAACUGACGAUCUUGCCAUCGUUUGCUGAGCACGAUAGCGGCAGCUCCGAUGUCACAGCAGACUUACUCUUCAGCCCACAGAGUCCCAAGACUUUUCAGUUCGAGAUCAUGCUUCGUGAGGCGCAGGUGUGCCGCAUCGACGAGGUGAUCAUUUAUGUCAAAGAACCCAGCUUCAAUCUGGAGCAUGUUCUGGCAGAUCAUUGCGUCUUACCUCUAAACCGGUGGCAGGUUCGGGGCGACGAAAAAGCUGACAGUGUGUUGCUUCCUCACGUGGACCCCAAAGCAAUUACAAUAUUGCCGAAGCCACCGAAACUGCAGAUCUCGCUGUUAGAGCCGCGAAAGAAUUACUUCACUGACGAGCAUAUACGCCUGCGCGUGAACGUGUUCAACGAGGAAACCGAUUGCAUAAGCGGUACAAUCACACCCGCGCUUGUUGGCACCACCGACGACCCAGCAACGAGUCUGAAAUGGGCUAGUGACGACGCUUCUGGUGCACCGGCAGUAAUAUCGGAGCUCUCUGCGUCCUCGAGUACAACGAAAGAACUUCUCUUACAAGCACCCACUGAAGCAUCGAGCAUCGCUUUGACGCUGGAGGUGCAGUACGCUCUGAAAUCAGAUCUCGACACCGUUCUGUCGAAAGCUGUCACUUUCGAUCUGUCCUUCGUGCCUGCCUUCGAAGCCACCUUUACGUUCUUACCUCGAUGGAAUCCGGACCCAUGGCCGAGCUAUUUCUCGAAUACCAACACAGACAUCCCCACUGGCAUUAAGCAACAAUGGGGAUUUUGCGCUCAAUUGUCAUCGCUGACCGAUCAAGAUGUUCUGCUGCGCACAUUGGAAGUUGUUGUGCACGAGGUACAGGGUGAUGUGUUAUGCACCGUUGCGGAGGCUACACGAACCAACGAAGUGCUGCUUACGGCGCAGGCGAGGCACAUGUCGGAAUUCGAGCUUAUUUCACAAAAGCUUUCUCUGGAUGAUCGCCGAGCAAGCCAUAUCGACCUUUCGUUGAUUGCAACGUGGUCGGUAGGGACUGCUACUGAAACGGCAGAAACGAUCAUUGCUGUGCCUCGCCUCACAGUCCCUACGUCGGAGCCUAGGGUGCUCUGUACGAUCGAACGUGGUCAAACGGGUGCGAGCCCCAUCUUACGCUACCAUCUUGAGAACCCCUCUACUCAUUACCUCACGUUUGCUUUGACGAUGGAAGCAAACGACGACUUCGGGUUCAGCGGACCCAAGUAUCGUGCUCUCAGCCUUACGCCGCUCAGUCGAAGCCAGGUCGAGUAUCGACUACAGCUUCACAAUGAUACAGAAGGAGGCUCCUGGAUAUCUCCGAAUCUGCAGGUUGUCGAUUCGUAUUACAACAAAACUCUGCGAGUCCACCCAGGUGACGCUCACGUCAAGCUAGCUGCCGAUAAGACGGUUCAAGCCUGGACGGGAGUGGACGACGAGACCACUUCAUGAGGUGCAUUGAUCCGGUUUAUUCUUUCGAUGCAGGAGCACGGUUGAGGCGCUCCUGUCAGUAGCGACGCCCGGACUUGCACUGGAUCGAAGAUUCUCUACGGCACGAAAAGCAAUCACCAGAUUUUCUGGCGUCGUGGAUCGC
Cercospora beticola is the source of this 3848-nucleotide messenger RNA. RefSeq lists its product as uncharacterized. NCBI's taxonomy places the organism in Eukaryota, Fungi, Ascomycota, Dothideomycetes, Mycosphaerellales, Mycosphaerellaceae. The record is from RefSeq and is a predicted model, not a curated record.